UGGAUCCGUGUUCAAGAUCCUCGCGCCCCACCGGUGGCAGCUCUCAACACAGCUAUUUACAAGGCAAAGGUGGGAGCGGAACCCUACUCUGGAAAUUUCUUCAAGUGCUCUAGGGCUUUUCCUUUCCUGGAGAGAUUCUUGAGUUCUUUUUCGAGCUGAUCUCCACUACCGCACCUCAAGUUCUGCGAAGUUACGGUUGCAUGUGUUUGUCUUUUCCUUCGAGGCAGUCGGGGGCUUGAUGCAUACUUUAUGAUCUAUUUUCAGGCCGCGGACAAUGUCUCGGGUUUAUGUAGGUAAUUUGGACCCUCGGGUAACUGAGAGGGACCUUGAAGAUGAAUUUCGUAUCUACGGUGUUCUCCGGAGUGUCUGGGUUGCUCGAAGGCCACCAGGAUAUGCAUUCCUUGAAUUUGAUGAUAGGAGGGAUGCACUUGAUGCAAUUCAUGCUCUGGAUGGAAAAAAUGGCUGGCGUGUGGAGCUUUCUCAUAAUUCCAAGGGUGGUGGAGGACGUGGUGGACGUGGACGUGGAGGCGAGGACUUAAAAUGUUAUGAGUGUGGUGAGCCUGGUCAUUUUGCUAGGGAAUGCCGCAUGCGUGUUGGUUCACGAGGCUUAGGAAGUGGCCGUCGACGAAGCCCCAGUCCAUAUCGGCGCCGUAGAAGUCCAAGUUAUGGUCGCAGGAGCUAUAGCCCUAUUGGAAGAAGAUCUCCAAGACGGCGUAGCAUUACACCUCCUCGACGUGGACGCAGUUACAGCAGGUCCCCUCCAUACCGUCGCUCUCACCGUGACUCUCCUUAUGCCAAUGGAGAUUAAGGUCGGAAUGUGAAUGGAGCAAAUGCUGGAUGACCGUUAGGAAUGGACUCUGCUGUAGUGUAUUACCUGUAGGAUGGCUUGAGGAAACUAUACGUGUUAGUUAUGUUGAUAUUCUGGUAAUGGUCAGUGUUAGAUAUUUGGGUUUUGAUGGCACCCGCAAGAUGUUAUAGCUGCCAAAAGGAUGCAUGGGACACUUUAGCAUCUUCUGUCUCUCUUCAGCUUGCUGAAACUUAAAAGGUCUCUCCCAACUUUAUAUAGCCAGUUGUGUUAUUUACUAAUUGUUACUCUUCCUAAUCUAUUUAUAUGCUAUGGCACCUUGAUGUAUUGGCAUUUAUGGAUCCUGAAUGAUGUUUUUGUUUUCCUUUUGUUUUGAGGUGUGAUUGUCGGCAAAUCGUCACUCACUUCAUCUUUUUGUCUGCUUCUCUCUGCCACAAUCAUGUCAUCUAGUUCCUUCUGCAUUCAAGUUGACUUAAAGUGAGAAAUCGACAAUUUGGUUGUGCCCCUUGAAUUUUGUCUUCUGCAGUGAAGCUUCUGUCUGUUAACCUUUUUGUCAGCCCUUCAUUAAAGGAUAUCUGCGGUUGCACCUUCUUUAUGAGUUGGAGCUGUCUAAGGGUGGAAGGGUAUAAAUAAUGCUUGACCUCUGCGUCUUCAUCAUUGAGUCAAACGUGCAUUUUUGGUCUGUCGCUGCUUUUAGUGUCUGCUUGGCAAAACCAGAAUUGUACUUGGUUGCUUCUCUGUACUUUCAUUGUCGGCUGCUUCUUCCAGAUAUCUGCAUAUCCAUUAGAACAUCUACUAGCCAUGUCCGCAUGGCUCUUGAAGGUGAUUGCGAUCUUCAACUUGGUUCUGUGGGAUGCCUUUGUCUUUAUUCUUCUUUGGCAUAGCAUCUGUUAUUAUGCAAGCUCUUGCGUAAUCCAUAGGAUAAGAAGGAUAUGCUGUGUCAACGAUUACUGAAAAACUAGCGUACUCCAUAGGAUGAGAAGGAUAGUGUUGAGGAUUUGCAAGAACUCACAUAAUCCUUCGGUUGGAUAGGAAGGAUACUCUUUGGUAACAUGCUGGUGCCGAGGGUCUUUUAUUCUCCACCUUAAUUAAGAGUGUGUGUUCUCCCCUAAGCUGACUUCGACUGUUCAAUUCUUCAUGGACUGUAACGAAUCUGCCCUCUUCAGUGGUUGUAAUGUUUGUUGGACAUGCUAAUCGUCUUCUUGGGCGCUUAACUUCGUCAAAUGCUCUCUCCCCCUUUAAGGCUUAGCAAAUGGAUUCGCUACAGGUCAUUGAUAGCAUUGGUUAUAUUGGUUUUGCAUGACUCAUUAUUUGUGCUUUAUUUUAUUUAAUUCAUUUUUUGGGACGGGGUGUUGCCCAUCCUUCAAUUCAAUGACAAUAAAUGCCACUUUGGUGUAUUGAUUUUUUUGGGCGAUGAAUGAUUACCCCACACACACACACACAUCAAGCAUGGAGUUUUGUCGCACAUCUUGUAGUAACUUGCUGCUUCAAAUGAUAGCAGCAAGUUGUAAUGGAUAUUGAAUAUCAGUACUUAUUCUCCUUAAUUGAAUGUUCUAAUAUAAUUUGAUCCUGA
Messenger RNA from Prosopis cineraria, 2378 nucleotides. Its product is annotated as serine/arginine-rich splicing factor RSZ21. The coding region runs from base 275 to 808 and encodes 177 amino acids. Gene Ontology annotation, cellular component: nuclear speck. Gene Ontology annotation, molecular function: RNA binding; zinc ion binding. Gene Ontology annotation, biological process: mRNA splicing, via spliceosome. Lineage: Eukaryota; Viridiplantae; Streptophyta; Magnoliopsida; Fabales; Fabaceae. The transcript has 6 exons. The record is from RefSeq and is a predicted model, not a curated record.